Molecule: messenger RNA, 7137 nt
Organism: Anopheles stephensi (Asian malaria mosquito)
Lineage: Eukaryota; Metazoa; Arthropoda; Insecta; Diptera; Culicidae
Gene: Pi3K68D
Product: phosphatidylinositol 4-phosphate 3-kinase C2 domain-containing subunit beta
Exons: 9
Coding region: 1756-6393 (1545 amino acids)
Biological process (GO): phosphatidylinositol 3-kinase/protein kinase B signal transduction; phosphatidylinositol-mediated signaling; phosphatidylinositol-3-phosphate biosynthetic process
Cellular component (GO): phosphatidylinositol 3-kinase complex; plasma membrane; cytoplasm
Molecular function (GO): 1-phosphatidylinositol-3-kinase activity; 1-phosphatidylinositol-4-phosphate 3-kinase activity; phosphatidylinositol binding
Source: RefSeq, a predicted model, not a curated record
AAAACGAUGGCUGCUCACGUGCAGCAGCGUGAAGUACGGUAAAGCCAGACAUGGAGAGGGAAGAGCGAGAGAGAGAGAGAGGGAGAGAGAGAUACAGGAACAAAGAGUGACAGGGGAAAAGGAGACAAUAAGUAACUAGUAUUUAGCACACUGCCAUUGUUGCAACAAUCAUUUGCUCAAAUCAUGCUUCUGAGGGUGAAAAGCUAAUUUUACAAAAUGUAUUUUUUAUUAAAUUUUUAGUAUAAUCUUUAUAGAACAAAAUAGUACACCAAGUAUUCACGAUCACUGCUGCUAGCUUUCAGGGGGUAGUGCACUUUGGCCAACUGAAAAAUGGAAUUCUGUUUUUGGACACUUGAUGUUCAUAGUGCCGUUUUCCGGUCCGGCCUAUACUUGAGGAAAACUUCUUCGGUCCGGUACACCCAAUUGCAUCCUGGCAUCUCCGAUCGGAGGACAUCACGAAGGUCACAAACAGUUGGGGAAAGUUGGCAACGUUUUAAACUAAACAAAUCAGUUUUUCGGACCAAUAAUCCAAUCCACCCAUGAUAAAAGAUUUAAAUUUUAAAUCGCCCUUUAGACUACGAAGUAGAACACACCCCCUCAUGCUGCCAGAGAGCAAUACUAAGUUCGAGCGCGACACAACAAACUUGUCCGUGCCGUAGGUCUGUAGGUCUCGGUGAUAGAGCACACCGCGCGCGCACACCACAUUAUAAUUAUCGUUUAGCACAGCUCUUCCAGCACAACGGCAAGCUGACGCGGAACGGCAUACACGAACGUUCCGCGCGCGCGUCCGGCUGAUUAGUGGCGGCUUCCGAACCGUUUGACUAUUUUUUUUUCUCUUCUGUCCCUUUCCUAUUGUGGGGAUAAAGAAACGAGAGAAGCGAUUUAAUCACGCAAAACACUUGCGCUGAAUGGGCUUUUGUUUGGCUUAGGGAACGUUACCUAUUCGCGUUCUUUUGUGAAUGGAUGAAACAUUUGUUUAAAUUUGCCUGAAGCAUUACGAAUGGAAUGGUUAACACUUUCGUUCGUUAAUUGGAAAGCUAUUUUAGCCUGUUGGUAUGUUUCGUGUAGAGAUUUAGAUAAUUUAAAGUACCAACAGCACGUAGUAGAACAUACCCUAGCGCAUCGUCUUUAUCUCCGUCUUCAUCUUAUCAGUUGCCGCAGGGCUUGAGUUGAGGGCUUUGGCCCAUUUGUUGUCGCAAGCGUCCCUCCUAGUGGGUGUGUGAGUAGAAAUACUAAACUUCUGUUAAAAAAGCCAUCCGGGAAGAACCGAUCUCCCGCCGGAACUGUGUCCUUAUAAAAUGUGUGCCUUCUAUACGAAAUCAAAGUGGAGAGAAGCGGUUGUAGUCGUUGUGGCAACAGGAGGUGGUAAGGUGUCGCGUUGCUUUAUCCGUCGUCGUUGCCUUGGUUCGUUAGGCGGUUUAGGGACAAAAGAAGCGUUACGCGUAGGUUGACGUAAUGGGGAGAGGCGCACCUUUGCCUAGUACUUGAACGGUUUGAUAACGGUCGUUUUUCCAGGCCAGGCCAGGUAGGAGUUUAGUUAGGCGAAACAAUCGGCGAAGGAAGGGAACCGUCCGCGAACGUCGGUUGGUCGCGAGUGGCGUCGUAAGGCGACCGUAGAGGAACAAACGAACACAAACCCACCCACCCGAAUCAUGUAAUAAAGCUAGUUUGCUCUUCCCUCCUCAGUAAUAAUGCUGGCCGUACAUGUUUUACUCGCUGUGAUCGAACUGUUAACUCCGACAGCGUGCAGUUAAAAUGCUGAAAAUGUUGCGCGUGCGAAGAUCUUCCCGGAAGACUCGUAGCAGGUCGGAAGAUGACACGGCCUCCACGUACUAUGAAGAUUACGAUCCGUUCGAUUACAUCUACACCGGUGGCACGCAGUAUUCCGAUCCGGUGUAUGAAGCGGUCGUGAAUCGGUCGCUCUCGGACAAAGCGGCCACCCCACUAUCCCCGCCAGCUUCGCUGUACGGUGCCCUGUCGGGCAGCUGUUCGUACGGUUGGGUGUCGGCCCCGGUAGAAGCAACCGCCUUAUCACCGGUGGGCACGGAAGAUGGCGAACCACCACCACUACCGCCGCGCAAUUCCACCGGUGGCUACUGUCACACGAUGCUCCGCGGUGUCCCAGCGGGACAGCCGGAUGAUCAAUCCAACUAUGAGCUCAUGCAACGGAAGCUGGCCCCGGCGAGUGGCGUUGAGCGGCGCACGACACCGUACAAGCUGUACGAGAACGUGGUGAUUGUGAAGAGCUACGACAAGGAAUUGAUUGCGUUCUAUAAUAUGGUGAAGCAGCUGAGAGCGCAAUAUCGAAGCGAUGAUCCGACGAGCAACGUGGGCCACAUUGUGGCGGCCGAGUUCGAGAGUCGUUACGUGGAGGGGACAAGCAUUAAGCUGCUGGUACAUCCGGCCCUCGAUUGCUUUGCCGGCGGGGAUCAAACGAAGGGGCAAAUUGAUGGCUACGGACCACCGAUACCAUUUACCUGUGAUAUUACGACAACGGUGGAACAUGUGAUUGCCCAGGUGUACUGUGCGCUCGAGGGCCAAAUCCGCAACACGGUAAGCGAUUACGCGCUGAAAGCGAUCGGCAUCCAGGAAAUCCUGUGCGUCCGGUCCCGGCUGAACCAGCUCCAGUGCGUGCACGACAGCAUCAAGCUCGAGCACGACGUGCAGCUGGGCUUUAUCCCGAAAACGGCACGCACGAUGAAGGUGAUCGCCCGCACGGCGCAGGACGAUACGAACGAGGCCGAGAUGCGGCUGGAACAUCUGCUGCCCAAAGAAACGGCCAACGCGAUCGGGUACGACGAUCUUAUGAUACUGCUCGAAACGCUCGAGGCGGAAAUCGAUAAGCUCCAGUCGUCGGCAGACGAUGGCCCCUCUGGCCGGACGAUACUGACGUGUUCCGGUGUGAUACAGGCGGUUAAAGCGAUCUGCAAUCUGCUCGGACCGCUCGAUACGCUGGAGAUCGCCAAAUCGAUCGAAGAUUUAAGGGCUUGCUGUGAUCAUGGACAAACCGUGUACAGCUACCGGGACAGUGUGGUGGACGAGCAGACGUAUAGCAAUGGUAGUUUGGCGAUCGUGUCGGAGAGUGGUGAUUAUGCGGAGGUGAAGCUGAGGCCUCGCACCAUCCCGGAACAGAUCCGCUACCGGUGUAACGAGGUGCGGCACGCCAUUCAGAGCUUGCUGGAGAUCUACGCGCAAGCGUUCCGGGUUAACUUUGGCGUGAAUGUGCCGGAGUACAACACGAAUCCGAUCUCGAUCUGUAACAUCUCGCAGGCGGUGAUGGUGAAUGUGUCGUGUCUGCAUCGGCCACCGAUGCACUGGCGGCACGACGAGUACAAUCUCGGUGUGCAAAUCUAUCACGGUGCAAGAUACAUUAGUGAACCGUACGUGGUGCAGUGUUCGAAUGAGCUUUCCGGCAUCUAUCCGCGGCUUACGUUCAACUCGUGGAUAAUGUUUCGCAACCCGGUGUGCACGUUGCCCCGUGAGGCUCGUCUAGUGUUGGUGCUGUACGGGUGUAUCCGGGAGCCGGUGGAUGGUGGCGGAAGUGAUGGAGGCACGGCGGGCAGUGGGACGGGGACAGCGGCACCGGGUGAUAGUUCCGGUCCGGAAGGACGCAUGACAAAGGUGGAGUUGGGCUGGAGUUCGUUGCAAUUUUUCGAUUUCGAGCGUAAGAUGGUGCAAGGCUCGUACCUGCUACCGAUGUGGCCACCAACGACGGACAAAUUCUUCGGCCCAGCACCAUCCAAGGGGACGUACCCGAUAGGGGGCAGCUAUCCAAUACUGGGCAUCGAAAUCCCGAGCUACGGUGGAGCGGUUGUGUUCCCGGAACCGAUACGAAACUUGCCUCCGGUGGUGCAGCUGGACUUUGCCAGCCUCGAUCGUAACCUGCAGCAAGAGCUGAUCGAUACAGCCGAGCAGGGCUACUCGUCGGACAAGCUGGAAAAGCGUGAAGUGCUGUGGGAAAAGCGUCACUAUCUGCACCGAUUCCCGCACGCGCUGCCGAAGAUUCUGCACGCAGCGCACAGCUGGGACUACGCUUGUCUGACGGACCUGCAUGCGCUGAUAAAAUCCUGGACGGCGUUAAGCCCCGUCCAGGCGCUCGAGCUGCUGUUGCCACGCUAUCCCGAUCUGGAAGUUCGUCGGCAGGCGGUGGAAUGGAUCUCGGCAAUGGCGAACGAUGAGUUCGUGGACUAUUUGCCCCAGCUGCUGCAGGCACUGAAGCACGACACGUACGAAGGAUCUCCGCUGGCAAUGUUGCUGCUGAGAAAGUCGCUCGAAUCGCCAAGGAUUGCUCACCAUCUGUACUGGUUGCUGCUGCACAGCUUGCCCGGAGAAGCGCCCCAGAACAUGAUCGAUGCUCAGGAAACGGCCUGCGAUGAAGUGCUCAUGAACCAGGCCCGCUACCACAGACGCAAUCAGCUAAUGCUGCGCGCUCUGCUGGCGAUUUGUGGCGAAAAGCUAACGGGAAGAUUCCUCUCGCAGAACAUUAUGUGCAAGCGAUUGGGUGAGGUGGCGCAGAGCGUAAAGCUGGCGAAGGACUCACAUCGUCUGCAGGUUCUGAAGCAAGGGCUCGAGUCGGUCAAUCAGAUGCUGAUCGACAGCCCGACCGUGCUCCCGCUCGAACCGGGCGCCGAAGUGACCGGAGUGGUGGUGCGCAGCUGCAACUACUUCAACUCCAACACGCUCCCGCUGAAGAUUAAUUUCGCCGGACCGGAUAAGGUGAUCGUGCCGGCCAUAUUUAAAGCGGGCGAUGAUCUACAGCAGGACGCGCUAACGAUCCAGAUGGUGCGCAUUAUGGAUAAGAUGUGGCUGAGGGAGGGGCUCGAUCUGAAGAUGGUGACGUUCAACUGCGUUCCGACCGCGUACAAGCGCGGCAUGAUUGAGCUGGUGUCCGAUUCGGAAACGCUGCGCAAGAUACAGGUCGAAUGGGGCGUGACCGGGUCGUUCAAGGAUAAAUCGAUUGCCGAAUGGCUUGCCAAGCAAAACCCAAGCCAGCUCGAGUAUCAGCGAGCGGUCGACAACUUUACGCGAUCGUGUGCGGGCUACUCCGUCGCCACGUACAUUCUCGGCAUUUGUGAUAGGCAUAACGAUAACAUUAUGCUCAAAACGUCCGGCCAUCUGUUUCACAUCGAUUUCGGCAAGUUUCUCGGUGACGCGCAGAUGUUUGGCAAUUUUAAACGUGAUCGAACGCCUUUCGUACUGACGUCCGAUAUGGCGUAUGUGAUAAACGGUGGCGAUCGACCAUCGGCCAAGUUCCACCAGUUCGUCGAUCUGUGCUGCACGGCAUUUAACAUCGUCCGGCGGCACAGUGAUCUGCUGCUGCACAUGUUUGCGCUGAUGACCACGUCGGGAAUUCCGGGCGUAACGGUCGAGGCAGUCAAUUACGUCCGCAACGCGCUCCUGCCCGGCCAAUCGAAUCCCGAAGCAGCGGCAACGUUUGCGAAGAUGAUCCACAUAUCGCUCAAGUCGUGGUUUACGCAGUUCAACUUCUUCCUGCACAACAUUGCCCAGAUGAAGUUUUCGGCCGAAACGGGCGAUGGCGAGCUGUUGAGCUUCAUUCCGCGUGUCUAUACAAUGGCACAGGAUGGCCGUCUGAAGACGGUCUACGUACACGGGUUUCAGAAACGAUACGAUCAGGAAAAGUAUUACACAUACAUUCUGCGGGUGGAACGACAACAUCAGCCGGAUGCAGCCUAUCUGUUUCGCUCGUACAAGGAGUUUUGCGAGUUCCAUCAGAAGCUCUGCAUGCAUUUCCCGCUAGCCAAGCUGCAUAGCCUGCCCUCCGGCAUCCAUGUUGGCCGCUCGAACGUUAAGGUGGUCGCCGAACGUCGUCUUCCAGAGAUACGCCAGUUUCUCAUCUCGUUGUUUAACUCGGCGGACGAAAUUGCACAUUCCGAUCUAGUUUACACCUUCUUCCAUCCGCUGUUGCGCGACCAGCAGGAAGCUGACAUUAAUUCGGCCAAAGUGAAGGGUACACCGGCACCGAUGGAGGACGGACAACCACCGCAGGUUGGUGGGAAGAUAAAGAUUUCAAUGCAAUACCACCGGGACACGCUGAUCGUGAUGAUUCACCAUGUGCUGUCGCUGCCAAACACGCCCGGUGGCCAACCGCCCAACACGUACGUGAAGGUGUACCUGAAGCCGGACAGCUCGAAGGCGACCAAGCGUAAAACCAAAGUGGUGCGGAAGAACUGCAAUCCUAGCUUUAUGGAAACGCUGGAAUAUCGACUCCCGCUCGAGUAUAUCCAGAAGAAGGUGCUGCAGGUGACGAUCUGGUCGCACGAUUCGCUGCAAGAGAAUGCAUUCCUCGGUGGCGUUGAGCUGCCGCUGGCCGAAAUAGAUUUACGACGCGAAACGAUACAGUGGUACCAGCUCGGUUACCUUUCGCGUGUCUAAACCGGUACAAAUCGGGUCAUCGGCUCUGUACAAUGUCCAAUGGUUUUUUUUUUGUUUCCUCCUUUUCUCGUAUUAUUACCGUUGCUGUGCAUUUCUUUAUUCUAAUUGCCUUUAUGUUUAAAACCCCCGUUUCUGCUAGUAGUUUGUCACAGUAUACUCAAAAGCCAGGAAAGAGAGGUGUCUAUGGUCUAAAACAGGUUGUGAAAGCGGGAUGUGUGAGGUAGCGGAGAAAGGACGGAAAAAGGAAUUGUUGAUAUGCACUCUAAUUAUAUCCCUGUUACUUGUUAGCUGCUUAACCGAGACACAGACACAGCGAAAGUUUUGCAAUCAUAUCAUACCUUAAGAACAGAAUUAGCUGCAGCAACUCUAAUCGUAGGUUUACGCUUGCCAGAACAGAACACGCUAUUUAAGAUAACAAUCGUUUUUUUUAGUUCAGGAAUUGUCUUUUUUUCGCAUUUUCUUGAUCGUUUAGGAUACAUUAUACACCGAUCGAACCGCCGGGAUAGAAAAGGAUACGAUUAUGAUGUGCAUUCGUGAGGUUGCUUUUUGUGCUUUCGUAGCUGCCCCCUCCCUUAUGUGUUGUGUUAACAAGAGGAUAUUUUAUUUAUUACUGUAUACUACGGCACAUCGACUGACACAGGGACAAACCAGCGUUUGUGUGUGUGUGCGUGUUCCUGACCUGAUGUUGAUCGAAUCGAAAGAAGAUAAAUGAGAAGAAAAUAUAUCUAUACUAAAUCAAAAAAA